Molecule: messenger RNA, 1091 nt
Organism: Colias croceus (clouded yellow)
Lineage: Eukaryota; Metazoa; Arthropoda; Insecta; Lepidoptera; Pieridae
Exons: 5
Coding region: 181-741 (186 amino acids)
Cellular component (GO): lysosomal membrane
Source: RefSeq, a predicted model, not a curated record
AGCUGUCAUUUGUCAAAUUGUCAAGAUUAUUGAUAUUUUGUUAGCGAUGUUAUUCUAGAAACGAAAACUAGUAUUAUAAUUGCAUAAGAAAAUAAAAACUAAAGCAUAUGCAUUAGCUUUCCCAGUGAACAUUUUACAUAUACUAUACGUCAUAAUCAUAAAAUAUAAACAGACGUAAAAAUGUAUGUAAAACAAAUCAUAGUCGUGUGCUUUUUAAUUUACCUCGGCUUUGUGUCUGGUUCAUAUGAUGAUAAAAGAUGCAAAUGUGUGUGUCCACGUCCGGCUGCAGUACUAAAUAACACUGUAGAUUCAGAUCGUACACUCUAUAUUGGUAAUGUGCCACCAAACAAAUGCAAUUGCGAUGGUAUCAUUCUUCCCAAAGUUGGCGAACUGAUUAAAGGUAGAGAACAAGAAUUUUGCCCACGCUGCGAAUGUAUUUAUGAGAACAGAAACACAACAAUAAUUCAGGUUGUUGUUAUAAUAGUUGUGUGGGUGAUCAUGCUACUUGUAGCAUACAUGGGAUUCCUGAUCUGCCUUGACCCAUUGAUCAACAAGAGAGCCAGGGCAUCAUACCAAGAACAUACCAAUGAAGAUGAUGAGAGUACUAUCAGCGGACCGUCUCAACAAGCCGGGCCGCGUGGGAACGUUCUGAACCGCGUCACUCACCAGCAAGACAAGUGGAAGCGGCAAGUGCGCGAGCAGCGACGCAACAUAUACGAUAGACAUACUAUGCUCAACUAGGAUACGGUUGUCUAAUCUUCAUAAUGAUAAAUUCCAUUUAACAAGCAUUCUCUUGACUGUAUCAUAUAACUAUCAGUCAAUAUAUCCAUGCAUGUUAAUGUAUUUAUCAUUUGUUUAUUAGAUAAAAAGAUAAGAAUUGCUGAUGAUAUCUAGAGAUUGAUACAUCACAAUACAUCAUUGUAUCCUUGCAGUGCAAAAUCCAGUAAGGCUAAUGUUUAGGAAUGCAAUAAUUAUUGUGUUUUGUAAUUUGUAAAUAAGUUUAAUUUAUACAAUUAUAUAAUUACUUAAUUAUAGCUGACAUAAUAACCAUUUGUGUGAUUAUAAAAACCAAUAAAUAACUUUUUUCUUAC